This is a messenger RNA of Xiphias gladius (swordfish), 1319 nucleotides long. RefSeq lists its product as uncharacterized. Gene Ontology annotation, cellular component: plasma membrane. The transcript has 8 exons. The record is from RefSeq and is a predicted model, not a curated record. The coding region runs from base 212 to 1312 and encodes 366 amino acids. Lineage: Eukaryota; Metazoa; Chordata; Actinopteri; Istiophoriformes; Xiphiidae. Gene Ontology annotation, molecular function: transmembrane signaling receptor activity.
UUUUCUUUUUAAUUAUUGUAAAACAUUUUGUAACUCAGGUUUCACAAAGUAACUCAAUAAUUUUUUGUGAAAUCAUCAAACCCAAUUCUUGUAACUGCCGUAACAGGAAGAGACAUAAGACCUACAACUGCAUCAUUAGGAAAAUAAGGAAGUAGAAAUUCAGGCCAUCAGUGCAUUUGCAACAUUAUUGUGACUGACUCUACUCACCGACAUGGCUCUUCAUCUCGGCUUUCUUCUCAUCCUCGCCGUCCUCACAGGAAUUCACAGCAUAACCACAGUCAGUGAAGUGUCAGUGAAAGCUGGAGAGUCGAUCACUAUCCCAUGUCUCUAUGACUCACAAUACAUUAACCAUGUGAAAUACUUGUGUAGAGGAUAUUAUUUUUCCUCCUGCUCUUAUGUAGUUAAAACAAACCAUGGAUUGGGAAGGUUUUCCAUCUCUGAUGACAAAAAACAAAGAAUCUUCACGGUGACUAUAAAAGAUCUGACGGAUCAGGACACUGAUUACUGGUGUUCUGUGGAGAUUAUUGAAGGGAGAGAUGUCAAACAGUAUUUUCAUCUGUCAGUCACCAGAGGCAGCCCCCGCCUCUACGUGGACCAUCAGGAGAUUAAAGGGUUUAAUGGACAUAGUGUAAACAUCAAUUGUAGGAAUAGAAACGCUGGAGAAAAAAGGUUUUGCAGACUGGGCGGGAACUGCGUGAAUGGGACAAGAGGAUCGAUAGACGGAACAACAGUGACCAUCACUACAAGGGUCCCUGGUGUUUUCACUGUGACUAUGAGUGGACUGACGACAAAGAGCAGUGGCUGGUAUUCGUGUGCUACAGGAGACUUACAGAUGCCAGUGCAUGUCACUGUUACUGAGAAACCUACCACUAGCAAGUACUCCAAAUCAGAAACCACACAUGCAACAACAGGUUUAACCACAACGACAGGUUUAUCACCCCCCCGUGAAACUGUGAAUCAUUCUGCUUCUGAAGACGAUACACGUACCAGUUCAUGCUGCAGUUUUUCCAUUCACCAAAAGAGUUUUAUCAUCCGCCUGAGCUUGUUGCUCUUCAUUGUAAUGGUGGCCUUGUUCAUCUGGUUUGUGUUCAGAAGAAAUCAGAGAAGCAAAGCAAAAUCACCCACACCAAUGGCUGAAGAGGACCUUAGACACAGUAAUGCUGAGAAACACAGUAAAGGGACAAACUUCGGACGAGUAACUUAUCCGGCAGGUAUCCUGGCGACCAGCACUCUGAUGCACCACGCUGUGACCGAAAAACAUUUCUACUCAGGCACAUAUCUGAUCGUCCCGGGUCCUGAGCCGGGGUUGUGAUAGGUCU